AUGUUAUAAAUCGAAGUUAUUUGCUUUGGAUUAGCAGUUGAAGUAGAACGCUUUCAAACUGAAAUCAAAAAACUAAAUCUAGAUAUUGAUCAAACAAAUCUUCAAAAUAAGGAUCUACAUACUGUCAUUAAUCAAUAAUCUACAGAAAUCAAAUUACUCCAGACUAAAUUAAAUGACUCUGAAAGAGAGUAACUUAAACUUUUAAAUCAAUACAAAUCUUUAUAAUCAGAGCAUCAACAUGUCAUUGAUCUAAUUAAUUAAAUUACAGCUGGUCAGAUGACUUUAUAGUAAUUGAAGAUAUUGGUUGAUGAGCUAAAAAACAGAUCUAUAUUAUAUUUUGAAAUUUUAGAAUUGCUUCAAGGAUAAGAUCUUUAAGACGUAAUCUCUAAAGCUGAAUAGUUUAAAUUAUAAUACAAUAUUAACUAAGAGUUAAAAGAUUAAUUAGAAUAAUAUCCAUAAAUUGUUAUCAAACUUAAUCAAGAUAUAGAUAGACAUAAAUAGGAAUUAUUUACCAAUAAGUAAAGCAUUAUCAAUUUAGAAUAAAUUAUUGCUAAUCUUAAUUAAGAAAUACAUAAACUUAAAUUAAUUAUAAAAGAAGAAUAAAAUAAAAACACUUUUAAUCAAUCCUAAAUAUGUAUAUAAUUAGAAACUGAAUUAAAUUAACUCAAAUCCAAACUAACUCAAGUUGAAUAAUCAAAAGAAGAGUUAGAAGAUGAAAUAGAAUAAGUUAAUGUUUAAAAAAAUUAAAUGGAAUCUCGACUUUAAGAUAUUCUUAAAGAAAAUAAUAAAAUUUUGAAUGAAAAACAAAAAUAAGCAUCAGAAUAUACUACUUUGAAAGAUGAACUAAAUCAAAAAUUGAUUUAUUAGAUUAAAAUUAACUAAGAUUUAAAUUAAAAAAUUAUUUCAUUAGACACUCAAAUUAAAAUACUUAAGUCUUAAUUAGAAGAAGACAAAGAUCUUAAAAUUAAAAUUAGUCAUUUUGAAACUCAAAUAUCGAAUUUAAAUCUUAAAAAUUAAGAAAUGAAAAUAAAUCAUUAAAAUUAGAUAUCAGAAUUAUAAAAUUAAAUAAGAAAUUAUAAACUAUAAAUUUAAGUCAAUGCUGAAGAAAUCAAUUAAUUCAAACUUAGACAUGAAUAAUUUUAAACAUAAAAGGAUUCUUAAAAUACAUAAUUUAUUAAUUUCUAAAAUUAAAUUUUAUAAUUAAAAUCAGAAAUUGAAAAAUAAGGAAAUUAAAUAAUAUAACUUUCCUCUGAAAAUUAAGAACUAUAAUAGAUUUUAGAUGAAAAAGAGCAAGAAAUAGGAGGGGUGAAUCUCUACUCAAAGAAAUUGCUUGGAACUCAUGAAAUUAAUAUUAAGAAAAUUGAAACUCUAGAAGAAGCUAAUAGAGAGUUAUAAUCUAAAUAAAACUCUCUUUAAAAGACCAUUAAAGAAACAUAUUCUUAAUUAGAAGCCUUAAAAUUUGAAGUCAUAGAGAAAAAUUAAUUGCUAUAAGAAAAAUUAUCUUUAGAAUAAGAAUUAAUCAAAUUAAAUUAAACUAACCAAGAAUUAAAUGAAUAAUUAGUUUAAUUGAAAAUUGAGAUUAACAACUAUUAAACUUAAAUAAACAAUUUGACUUUUUAAAUUGAUAAUACUAAAAUAGAAUUAAGAAGUUCAUACUAAGAAUAAACUUCAACUGAAAAUCAAAUGAAAGAGAUGUUCUCAAAAAUUGAAUAGCAAGAAAUUAUAAUUAAUUAACAGUAAAACUAAAUUUAACAAUUCUUGGAUGAAGUAAAAUAACUUAAUGAAAAUAUUUUAAAUUAAAAUAAAAAAUUUGAAGAAGAAGAAAUUCUUAUCAAACAAUUAAAGGUAGAAUUAAAUGAAUCAAAUAAAAAAAUAAAGAAACUUGAAGUGGAACUCAAUAUUAAAAAAAAGGAAUAUGAUGAAUUAGAUGAUGAAUAUGAUUAAGCUUGGAAUGAAUUAAAUGCUUUUAAAAAUGAUCAAUAAAAAUAAUUUACCGAUGAAAGGGUAGAAGAAUUACAGCAAAUAAUUGAGAAUAAUAAAUUAUAACUCCUUGAAUAAAUCUAGGCUUUGGAAGAGUAUAAGUAAUAAUUAAUAGAUAAAGAUACACAAAUUAAUUAAAAGAUUUCACUUAUUGAUAAAUUUAAUAUUAAAAUAAUGAAUUAGACAAAUGAAAUACAUUAAUUGAAACAAUAAAUUUACAAUUAGUAAAUAAUUAUAGAUAAUAACUCUGAGAAAAUUAUAAACCAGGAACAAUAUAUAUAAGAAAUUUUGAAGUCUUUAGAAAGUGAAUUAUAAAAUUCAUAAUUUAGAGUAAAAGAUGAUACAGAAAGUUAAAAGAUAUCAGAUUUACAAUAAUUAAAUAAUAAUUUGAGUAAAGUUAUUGACGAAAAAGCAUAAAAGUUGGAACAACAAAAAAAUGAAAUUAUUAUACUUAUUGGAAAAUUAUAAGAAUAAGAGAUUUAUGUAAGAAGUAUGGAAUUAUAGUUGAAUGAAUUGAGAUUAAAAUAUGAAUAAUAGAUAUCAUGUUAAACGAUGUAUUAGAUAUCAUCAAUUAAUACAAAUUAUUUAUCAGAAGUAAAUAAGAAUGAGUAAAAGUACUAGUAACUUUUAUAGACAUAUAAUUAAUUAUAAAGAGAUUAUUAAUAAUUAUAAAGGAAAUUAGAAGAAUAUGAAAACAAAAUAGCAUUGCUUUCACUUGAGAUUUCAAGAUAUAGAAGUUCAUCCAAGAAAAGUUCAUCUUAAUUUAAUCAGGAAAUUUAAUCUAGUGCAAGAACUAGUAGAUACAACCUUGGAGAUUAAUCAAGUCAUUAUCAUGAAGAUUUAAAAACUGAAUAAUCCAAUUCCAGCUAAAUAUUUAUUUAGUAAUAAUCUAAUAAAAAUAUUGAUGUUUAAUGUUUGAUGGAUUAUUACAGAACAAAAAAAACAGCAUGA
This is a messenger RNA of Paramecium sonneborni, 2931 nucleotides long. The record is from the annotation of a GenBank genome assembly. Lineage: Eukaryota; Ciliophora; Oligohymenophorea; Peniculida; Parameciidae.